AUGAAUGACAAUUCAAAGAACGAUAGAAGCACAGAUAGUAACCAGGAUUCAUCAACCUAUGAUUCCUCUGACUAUGGUUCAUCCAACAAUAAUUCCAUAAGAAAUGAUUUCAUAGGAACGAACAGGUAUCAAAAUAGGGAACAUGACUCUAGGGAUAAGAGCAUGGACGUAAGGAUGGAACAGAAGCUUCCUCCUCGGGGGAGCGGAUUCCGGACUUCAGACUCCAACGGGAACUUGCACUUAAACUGUACAAAAUGGCUCCAUUGGAUAGAACGGAAUAAAGGGUUACUAGAAGAAUGUAAAUAUCAACCUUGGUUUCAUGCCUUAAAAUUCGAAUGGAAAAAACAUCAACAGAAAGCAAACGUGAAGAUCCAGGAAUCCGGGCAGAGCGAACUAAAAGACGAUAGUGAUAUUCCAUUCAUAGAAAUGCAAAAGAGUUUGUGGAGACAAUGGGCAUCGAAGCAACGGGACCUUAUGGAAGUACACAGCGAAAAAGAUUGGUUCCGACAUUUGCUAGAAAAUAUAGAGGAGGAACCACACGAAUUGGACGCAGAGAAAGUGCUUGGUGUGGAUCAAUUUGAAGGGCAACCAUCAUGUGAACAACUCUAUAAGAAAAACAAUUAA
Molecule: messenger RNA, 624 nt
Organism: Plasmodium cynomolgi strain B
Lineage: Eukaryota; Apicomplexa; Aconoidasida; Haemosporida; Plasmodiidae
Exons: 2
Coding region: 1-624 (207 amino acids)
Source: RefSeq, a predicted model, not a curated record